CUUUCUAAUGAUUUGGCCAUUACAAUAAAGGCUUUUUAGUAUUUCCUUCCUCAUUUGCACUUUUUUGUGUUUGGAGUGCCUGGUUUUCUCCCCUUUUUUUGACAGUUUUUUCUCCCUGUUUUCCAAGAGCACCCAAUUUUGGUUUACUAUUUAGCACCUUAGUCAUACCAAGCAGCCAGUCAACCCCCCUCCUCUGCAGUAAAAAAUGGUUCAUGGCAUUAAAAUCUGACCUGGUUUACAGAGCUGAAGGUGAAGAUGUGAUCCUCAGACCACCCCCCAUGACUGGUGCUAUCCAACACAUAGAGUGGAAACACAAUAAUAAUAAUACUGCUGCAGAGUGGAGUGGGAAUGAGGUUCACUGCCUUGGCCAGUUUGAAGGUCGUUGUGAGGUGAACACUGAAACUGGAGCGCUGACCGUCAAAGGACUGAAACUGACCGACAGCGGAAACUACACACCAGAAAUAAACGGCGAAGACUUCAGCAAGAUUGAACUCUCUGUUAUCUCUCGUGUAGCUAAACCCUCUGUUAACAUGUCCUGCAACAUUGAGAUGACCAACUGUAACCUGACCUGUGAAGGCAACACUGCAGAUGCUGAACCAAUCACUUAUAAGUGGUUUGUAGAUGAUGUGGAGGGACCUUCAGGCCAGAAGUUCCUUCUAACAGAGUUUUUUACAGAGCACAGUUAUAGAUGUUUGAUGAUGAACCCAGUCAGCAAUGAAACCAGUGAAAGCAUCACAAACCCCGUCUUUAUAUGUGGGAAACCCUUCAUUGAGCAAGAACGGAACUGGCCGGUAUCCAUCCUUGUACCAGUAGCAGUAGUAGGAUUGAUUUUUCUGCUAAUAGUCAUUCUGUUUGCUGUUUUUAUCUACAAACACAUCAGGGAAAGAAGGCAAGGAGCACAAUACGGUACUCUGGAAAAGGAUACAGAAUGGGAGAAAGAAAUAGAAAAGGUGUGAAAUGGAAGAACCAGACUGUAAAGUUGUUCCAGAGAUCAGCGAGACAUUUCCUAUGAUCCAAAAUCUCAGCAAAGGAGCAGGUGUAUAAAAUAUUAUUAAACCAUAUUCUCCCUGAAGAAACACAAGAUUUUUGUUCCCUACAAAGAGAAUCAGCGCUCAGUAAAGAAACCCCCAAUCCAUUACUAUUCAAGUCAACUGUGCAGACAGAUGGGUAGCAAGAAACCAGGACUUCACCAAGGUUGUCAAGUGGGAACCCUCCUUCGUCUGUUUUGUUCAGUUUAUCCAACGAGGCCUCCAGAGAGCUGAACAGUGGAAACAUGUUUAAAACAGUGACAGAGGAAAUGCACUAUUUAGUUCUGAUGUCAAUUAACCACUUUAUAACCACUGUGGCUCGUUUUGUCAACUUUUGAAAGUUUUCUGAUGACAGUUUGAGUGAAUAAAUUUUCUCUUUACUUCAGGUCUCUUUUAUCACUAGUGCAAUUUAUUUUCUCAACAGCAAUUAGCCCUUAGGUUUGCUCCUGUUCUUCUUGCACUAUUAUUACUCAUUUGCACAUUCACACAUUGCACUUUUUGCAUUACCUGGUAGUAAUUUUCCAUUUUUGGUAUGAGCUCUAGACUAAAACCUGGUAAUUUUCUGUAUGUGUGUGGUGUUUCUUAUAUUGUGCUGUUUUUUAAUUUGUCUGAUGUUUAGACUUUCUGCUGAUGUUGUCAUUGUAUACCUUGUCUUCUUUGUGCCCCUGCUGCAACACUAAUUUCUCUUCACGGGACAAUAAAGACAUUCUGAUUCUGAUGCUGCCAUUUCUAGUAAUAUCAUCUUUUUUUUCUUUUUUUUUUGCACUAAAGCCAGACAUUUAAGUCACUUUUAAAACCCAGUGCUUAUCAGAUUUUUAAAAUCUAACUGCAGCAAAAAAAAUAAAAAAAAUAAAAAAAAAUAUAUAUAUAUAGCAAUUUUCUGAAUAAUUACACUUAACAUUUCUUUGUGUUUUCUGAACUUUCUUGCAGGUUUUUAAUGCAAUGAUUUUUUUAUAUGUGAUACUGGAAACAUUUUAACCUGCUUAUCUGCUUAAGAGCAGACGCACAGAGCUUCAAAUGAUGAUUAAAAAAAAUAUUUCUUAGAAAGAGACAUUUAUUGUGUUGUAUUAAAUCCUUAACAGCUGGAUGUUUUUUAUGUACGAUUAAAGAUGUGACUGUUAACUAAAAGGGACCCAUAUAUGUUUGAAAACUUUGUGUGGGUGUUUAUGGAGAAGAUGUAUUAAAGAAAUCAAAAGAGAAAAUCUGUCUUAUUUUUGCAGUUAUUUUAUUGCUAUUUUGUUUUUGAAAUGUUAAGACUUAUAGUUUGAGGACUUUGUUUUGCAGAGAUGUAAAAGCUCAGAUGUAUGUCUGCUUCUGACAGAGUACUUGGGACAACAUUUAGUUUGAAAUAAAAACAGACUUGAUGCUGAAAAUA
Messenger RNA from Cheilinus undulatus (humphead wrasse), 2403 nucleotides. RefSeq lists its product as uncharacterized. The coding region runs from base 213 to 956 and encodes 247 amino acids. The transcript is spliced from 11 exons. NCBI's taxonomy places the organism in Eukaryota, Metazoa, Chordata, Actinopteri, Labriformes, Labridae. The record is from RefSeq and is a predicted model, not a curated record.